AUGUUUUUGUUCGAUGACAGGGGUGAUCCAAUGGCGUACGAGCAAUACUGGAAGAAGAUGGAUGACAAGUGUAAGGUUGUGAUCACCGGUUCGCAGUUGAUGAGCUAUCUGAGCGAUCCCAGGAAGGUGUGCUGGUUUCUGGAGGCGGAACUUGAAGAGGCAAUCAAGAAACUGCAUCGUGUGGUUGGGAACGCAGUGGUGGACGGUCGGCAUAUCGUGGUGGGGACAGGCUCUACGCAGCUCUAUCAGGCUGCGUUGUACGCUCUCACAACCCCAGGUGGGCCCCAGCCCAUCAGUGUGGUGUGUGCUGCUCCUUACUACUCGCAAUAUGAGCAGGAGACAGAUUACCUACGAUCAGGGCUAUACAAAUGGGCAGGUGAUGCGUAUGCGUUCGACAAGGAAGAACCAUACAUAGAGGUUGUGACAUCGCCAAAUAACCCAGAUGGUAGCAUCCGUAAAGCCGUGGUGAAUAGCACAUCUAAUGAAGGGAAGCAUAUUUAUGACCUUGCUUACUAUUGGCCUCAGUACACAGCCAUAACUGCUGCUGCUGAUUAUGAUAUCAUGUCCUUUACAUUUUCCAAAAGCACCGGACAUGCCGGUUCUCGAAUUGGGUGGUCUAUUGUCAAGGAUGAGGAGAUUGCUAGGAAAAUGACAAAUUUCAUCGAGUACAGCUCAAUUGGUGUAUCCAAAGAUUCACAACACCGAGCUGCAACGAUCAUGGGAGUGAUUUACAAUAGCUACCAAGAUAUCAAGUCCGAUAGCACCGAAAACUUCUUCGAAUUUGGUCAUCGACUAAUGGCCGAAAGAUGGUCGAGGUUAAGAGAAGUUGUGGCAAUGAAUGGAUUUUUCAGUCUUCCCAAGUUCCCAAGAGAAUUCUGCCUCUUCAAUGGAGACUACACUGAAUCUUAUCCUGCAUUUGCAUGGUUGAAGAUCAACGGAGACAUUGAAGACUGUGAGAAGUUUCUGAAAGAAAAUAAAAUACUGAGCAGAGGUGGGAAACGCUUUGGGUCUGAUCCAAGGUUUGCUAGGGUUAGCAUGCUGAGUAGGGAGGAUGUGUUUGAAAAUUUCCUUAAUAGAUUAUUGACUAUCAAAGGGAUUCGUAAUGGGCAUUGAUAAAAAUAUUAAUAUUAUUAUUUAUUUAUACAUUUAUUUCUUUGUUUGCCUGCUUGUCAAGAAAAAUACUAGGGUUUUUACUAGCUAGGGUUAGCAUGAUUGUCAAG
Ziziphus jujuba (common jujube) is the source of this 1220-nucleotide messenger RNA. RefSeq names its product L-tryptophan--pyruvate aminotransferase 1. The record is from RefSeq and is a predicted model, not a curated record. Gene Ontology annotation, molecular function: carbon-sulfur lyase activity; transaminase activity. Bases 1 to 1113 code for a protein of 370 amino acids. Gene Ontology annotation, biological process: amino acid metabolic process. The transcript is spliced from 4 exons. NCBI's taxonomy places the organism in Eukaryota, Viridiplantae, Streptophyta, Magnoliopsida, Rosales, Rhamnaceae.